GGGCAGGGGGCCAACAUGGAGAGGGGCGGGGCCGUCCGCUCGGGGCCGCCGCUGCGGCGGCUGCUGCUGCUGCUGCUUCUACCAGGGCUGGUGCUCUCGGGCUCCCCCUGGGGGUCGAGCACCUGGCACUGCAGCCUCUCCACGUCCUGCGAAUGCGAGUUCCGGCCGGAUUUAGCGGGUCUCGAGUGCGACUUGGCCCUCCGCCUGGUGGGGCAACCCUUGGCCAGGCGGCUCGUCGUCCGAGGCCUGCGGGAGUUCGUGCACAACCCCAACCCGGCAAAGCCGCUGGUCAUGUCCUUCCACGGCUGGACGGGCACGGGCAAGACCUUCCUCAGCUCCCUGCUGGCCCAGCACCUCUUCCAGGCGGGGCUCCGGACCCCCUACGUCCACCGGUUCUCCCCUGUGGCCCACUUUCCCCACGCCGAGCACAUCCAGCAGUACAAGAGCGAUCUCAGAAGCUGGAUCCAGGGGAAUCUGACCCAGUGCGGCCGAUCGCUUUUUCUCUUUGACGAGAUGGAUGACCUGCACCCGGGCUUGAUCGAUGUGAUCCUGCCGUUCCUGGGAUCUUCCUGGGUGGUGUUUGGAACCAAUUACAGAAAAGCCAUCUUCGUGUUUAUCAGCAAUACGGGGGCGGAACAGAUCAACCGAAUCACUUUGGACCUCUGGCGAGCCCGCAGAGAUUAUGAGGAGAUCAGCCUUCAGGACCUGGAAGCAUCGAUUCGGGAAGCCAUUUCUAAGAACCCCCACAACGGAUUCUGGAAAUCUGGAAUCGUUGAGCAAAACUUGAUUGACAUCUUCGUGCCCUUCCUCCCCCUAAAGCAGCACCACGUGAAGCAAUGUGUGGUCAACGAGAUGGCCAGCCAGGGCCUCCUCCCUCGCCCGGAGGUCGUGGAUGGCAUUGCAGGCAGCUUUUCCUACUUCCCCAAAGAGGAAAAAAUCUUCUCCUUGACCGGAUGCAAAACGGUGGCUUCCCGCAUCCCAUUCUUCCUAUCACCUCUUUAGAGGCGUUUUCUGCCUGGAAUGCAUCUUACGGUUUCUCUCAAAGACAAUUUGGGGGUCCUGAAAUGUUCGCCCAUGGAACAGCCUUUCCAGAGAACAAUGCUGACCUGAUUGAACGUUUUUUCCCCCUACAAUUGGCUGGAGUCCUGCAAUGCUGGGGCUUCUUGAAUUCAAAACAGAAAAUUCUGUGACGGAUCAAGAGGGAAUCUUGGCUGCUUUUAGAACACCUGGAUGUUUUACAGAUUCCUGCCUUAAGUGCUGUUGAAUUAACUGAUUUUCUGUGGAAUCUUAAAAUCCUACCUCUUUAUUCUGAGGCACACUUUGGAUCCAAUGAGCUGGAAGGUGCAAUUCUAAUUUGGGGGGUGGGAGGCGGGUUGCAGGGGAAUACCCUGUUGUAUAAACCAGAACUUGAUGAACUCAUAUUUGAGCUGUUGCUAAAUG
This is a messenger RNA of Candoia aspera, 1440 nucleotides long. It is a transcript of the gene TOR2A, whose product is annotated as torsin family 2 member A. The transcript has 5 exons. The record is from RefSeq and is a predicted model, not a curated record. Lineage: Eukaryota; Metazoa; Chordata; Lepidosauria; Squamata; Candoiidae. Gene Ontology annotation, cellular component: endoplasmic reticulum; endoplasmic reticulum lumen; nuclear envelope. The coding region runs from base 16 to 1002 and encodes 328 amino acids. Gene Ontology annotation, molecular function: ATP hydrolysis activity; ATP binding.